GUAGGUUGCGUGGGGCUCGGCUGCCUCGGAGAUAAGGCGGGGAAGAGGAAAGACACAGAGCCUUCGGUCCUGUGGGCGGGCCGAAGUCCCGCACCCUUUCUAAGGCCUGUGUUGUGGGUCCGCGCGGCCAUCACGCAUUGCAUCGCGGUUUUCUGUGGGGAAGGUAGCUGCCCAUGCCUGCGUGUAGACACUGGUGGCUGUCACGCAGGCGAUUGCCAAUGCAGAUCCUUAGAGGACGUAGUUUAUUAAUCAAAAGAACACAAGAUCUGGAGACCUAGGUGUUUGUAAAUUUAAAUUACCUGCUUUGUCCAGGUACUCGGUCUCAUCAGUAUAAUCAGGCGGUGGGUCACUGUAAUUUUGAGGCUCUUUCGGAACUACCAUUUUGUAGUUUCUGCCUCCCAGAAUCUUUUCAGUGUAUCGUUCUCUUGGAUAAAAAAGAAAACAGUUGAAUAAUGAAUCUAUUUUACACUGUGUUGGGCCCGUUAAUUUUUGAGGAGUUUUGGUUUUGGGUUUUUUUUGUUGUUUGUUUUUUUGUUUUUAAAGUUUGUGGCUCACUAUGUAGUCUAGGCUGGUCCAAAACUAAAGAGCCCUGCCAGCCCCUUCCUCCCUCCUGAGUGCUGGGAUUGAAAGCCUGAACCACCCUGCCGUGUUUGGAGCUUACUUUUUAAAAGAUUAAUUAGAAUUUAAUUCUUGAAGUCAUCUGCACCGUCUGCCUGGGAAAAGAUGGUCAACGUGCUGAAAGGGGUGCUUAUAGAAUGUGACCCUGCCAUGAAGCAGUUCUUGCUGUACUUGGAUGAGGCCAACGCCUUGGGGAAGAAGUUCAUCAUUCAGGACAUUGAUGACACGCACGUCUUCGUCAUUGCCGAGCUGGUCAACGUCCUCCAGGAGCGAGUAGGGGAACUGAUGGACCAGAAUGCCUUUUCUCUUACCCAGAAGUGAGAGCGCUGGUGUUGAGCACUUGGGAAUCCCAGCCACAGACACUUGAGAGAGGCCAGCUCAGUGUCUCGUGGGGUUUAUACUUGUUAUGAGCAUGUCGUGGGAAAGGCUGCAGGGUCAUUCAUUCAGAUGAAAGCCCCUAACUGAUUUGGUUGGACCAUUAAAAAAAAAAUAUGUGUACAGAAGAACUUUAGCUGCAAUUUGGCUUUUUAAGUGUUAUUUGUUAUUAAAAUGUAAUCAUAAUUGUGCUGGUGAGAUGGCUCAGUUGGUAAAGGUCCUUGCCACUAAGCCUGACAGCCUGAAUAUAAUCCCAGGGGCCUACACACUGGAAGGGGAGAACUCUACAGGCUGUUGUCUGACCUGUGUGUGUGUAGCUCCCUCCCACACAAAUACGGAAAUAUAAGAAAAUGAAAUCAUAAAUGUUUUUCCUACCUUCUUAGAACCAAUUAAAUACACCAGAAAAAUAAUGGAGUUUGGUUAAA
Molecule: messenger RNA, 1418 nt
Organism: Mus musculus (house mouse)
Lineage: Eukaryota; Metazoa; Chordata; Mammalia; Rodentia; Muridae
Gene: Gtf2h5
Product: general transcription factor IIH, polypeptide 5
Exons: 3
Coding region: 724-939 (71 amino acids)
Biological process (GO): transcription initiation at RNA polymerase II promoter; nucleotide-excision repair
Cellular component (GO): nucleus; transcription factor TFIIH holo complex; cytoplasm
Source: RefSeq, a predicted model, not a curated record